GAUGGUUGUGCAAUCUUUGGAAGUUGUUCCUCAGCAGCUAAUGGUUUCUCCCAAAGUGGCGAAGAGCUCCGAAUCCAAAAUCGCCUUGGAAAAUGGCGGUGAAGGAGCUGCGGCUAAGAACAAAUCGAGAGAGUCGAAGGAUAUGCCUAUGCAGCGGAGAGCCAGUGCUCGAAUUCAAGCGAAGCAUAAAACAGAGGAGCUUCUUGCACGUAAAAAAACGGAGGUAGAUAAAGAGAAAGUGAAAAGCCACGAGGUGACGGUAAAGUCGAACAAACGCAGUAGAAAAAGUCUCGAUGAGGAGGGUGUGGCUAGAGGAGAGGUUGUUUUGGAGCCACAAAAGAAGAAGCCGGUGGCGCACCAAAAGCUGGAGGAAAAAAAUGAAGAAAGAAAGGUGGAAUCAGGAAAUGUGGUUGGGCUUUCGGUGGAGAAGAGCGACUUUGUUAAGGUUAAAGAGACGAUACGCUUGUUUAAUAAGCAUUAUCUUCUUUGUGUUCAGGAAGAAGCGAAGCGAUGUAGUAAAGCUGAGGCUGAGCGGAAAGCCGCUAGACAGGCAAAAGGGUCAAAAUCAAAGAGAGAUGCUCGACUUAAAGGUUCAAAGACCACUGCCAAGCGACCUGAUCUAAAGGCUGUAUCCAAGCGAUUGAUGCCUGAUAUCUUACCAAUUCAUUUUUUAAUUGAUCAUGAUCCAUCUCUUUGA
This is a messenger RNA of Abrus precatorius (Indian licorice), 697 nucleotides long. RefSeq names its product histone-lysine N-methyltransferase, H3 lysine-9 specific SUVH4-like. The record is from RefSeq and is a predicted model, not a curated record. Bases 2 to 697 code for a protein of 231 amino acids. The transcript has 4 exons. Lineage: Eukaryota; Viridiplantae; Streptophyta; Magnoliopsida; Fabales; Fabaceae.